CACGCGAGAGACUUCUUGUUCCCGAACGACACUGGCGACGAACCUCUUUUGUUGGUUACGAUCUACACCACACUCAGCCCGAUCGGGGUUCUUCGAGUCGUUGAUAUUUUAAGCAAAUUGUUUAAAUGUUCAGUCGUGAGACGGUCGUCAAGAUGAAAGCAGCUGCCAAGUUCGGUCUCAGUUUCCUAGUGCUGUUCAGUGUUGUGUGCGGAUUUUCCGCGGCACAAAGCCAGCUCAGACGGCAGUAUGAGACCAACCGUCGCACUUCGGUGGGCGCCGUUCGUGAAAGGGAAGGUCCAAAGAGGGUUUUACCAGUUCGGGAGCCAAUCCGGGAACCAGUCCGUGUCGCUCCAGUGGCAUCGGAAGAAAUCGAUCCGGAACUGUCGGAAAACUGUCCGGAACCGAAUGGAUACUUUGCCGACGCUGAACAGUGCGACAAAUACUACGCUUGUCGCGAUGGACAAAUCACCGAGAAGCUUUGCCCCGAUGGAAUGGUGUUCAAUGACUACGACAUCGAUCAGGAAAAGUGCGAUUUGCCGUUCAACAUCGAUUGCAGCAAACGACCAAAACUGCAAACACCUAUUCCAUCCCAGCACUGCCCCCGGUUGAACGGAUACUUUGCCAGCGAAACAGGAGCAUGUGACAAAUUUUACUACUGCGUGGAUGGCAAGUUCAACAUGAUAACCUGCCCGGCCGGAUUAGUAUUUAACCCAAAGACCGGAAUCUGCACAUGGCCCGAUGAGGCUGGCAAGAGCGGUUGCUCUUCUGAGGAUGUGUUCAAAUUUACCUGCCCGAAGGUGAACGAAACCGUAGGCGUGACCCAUCCUAGAUAUGCUGAUCCGGAAGACUGUCAAUUCUUCUACGUGUGCAUCAAUGGGGAAACACCCCGUCGCAAUGGUUGCAAGCUAGGACAGGCUUUCGAUGACUCUGCUAAACACUGCGAAUGGGCUCGUAAGGUUCCGGAAUGUGUUGAUUGGUACAAGGACAGACUGACGGACGCUCAGCUGGAUGAGCUGGAAAAUCCUCCAACUACCAAAGCUCCCGCUAAGCCAUCUAAGGUUUCACGUCGUCGGCCUUCCAAGCGACCAAAACUAGAUGAUGAAGAAGAGUAAUAAGAAACACUGCCAAAUUUGAGUUGUUCUCCUUUAAUACUCAAAAUUCAAUACUCUUUUUAUGUCUUGAGGUUUAGACUAUCAGUACUGUAAUUUAUUGAUUUCUUUUACCUGUAGAAAAUAUAUUCAAUAAAAGUAUAUUGUAUAGAUGUAUCCAAAAUCAAAGUA
This is a messenger RNA of Aedes aegypti (yellow fever mosquito), 1280 nucleotides long. RefSeq names its product protein obstructor-E. NCBI's taxonomy places the organism in Eukaryota, Metazoa, Arthropoda, Insecta, Diptera, Culicidae. Gene Ontology annotation, cellular component: extracellular region. The coding region runs from base 126 to 1112 and encodes 328 amino acids. The transcript is spliced from 4 exons. The record is from RefSeq and is a predicted model, not a curated record. Gene Ontology annotation, molecular function: chitin binding.